AUGACACUGGUCCGCAACAAGCACGGUCAAGUCUCCCCUCACGGCUCGCGCGUCGCAAAUCUGAUCCAGGAAGCGCCAUGUGAAAACUCGACUACCCAGCUGCCUGUGAAUCGCUUCAGUAACAUCAGUUCGCCAGUAAACUUGACUGAUAAUAAUAACAUAAUAUCGACUGGCGCUCUAUCCGAAACAUCUUCCAACGACAGUUUUGCUGGCACUCACGCUAAUCCUGAUACCGCAGAUCUUCCCAGCCAUAGCAUCGACUUUCAUAGGUUUGGGUCUACUACUAGGUUCUUUGUGGCUAUGGCAAUAUUUCAAGCAAAGGACCAUGAAAACCAAGAUAAGAUUAGUCAAGAAAAAUCUCCCGGUUCAACCCCAUAUAAUGACAAGGUCUCGGUGAUAGGUUGA
Messenger RNA from Melampsora larici-populina 98AG31, 405 nucleotides. RefSeq lists its product as uncharacterized. The coding region runs from base 1 to 405 and encodes 134 amino acids. The record is from RefSeq and is a predicted model, not a curated record. NCBI's taxonomy places the organism in Eukaryota, Fungi, Basidiomycota, Pucciniomycetes, Pucciniales, Melampsoraceae. The transcript is spliced from 3 exons.